Panicum hallii is the source of this 1391-nucleotide messenger RNA. Its product is annotated as peroxidase A2-like. Lineage: Eukaryota; Viridiplantae; Streptophyta; Magnoliopsida; Poales; Poaceae. Bases 112 to 1134 code for a protein of 340 amino acids. Gene Ontology annotation, molecular function: peroxidase activity; heme binding. The record is from RefSeq and is a predicted model, not a curated record. Gene Ontology annotation, biological process: response to oxidative stress; hydrogen peroxide catabolic process. The transcript has 3 exons.
ACAGUGAUCACGUUUCAGCCUAUAAAUCAGGGACGACUGAUGUGUGCCUCAUCACCGUGCUCGUGCCAUAGCUGACGAUAGCUUGACAUCCAAGUAUAUAGCUGCCUCGACAUGGCUUCCUCCGCUUCUCCUCGUUCCGCCACCGCCACCGCCGUCGUGGCCGUUGUCGUGGCGGCCGCGCUGUGCCUCCACGGCGCGACGGCGCAGCUGUGCGAGGACUACUACGACGACACGUGCCCUGACGCAUACGACAUCGUGAAGCAGGUGCUCAUCCAGGCGCACGAGUCUGACGUCCGCAUCUACGCCAGCCUCAUCCGCCUCCACUUCCACGACUGCUUCGUCCAGGGCUGCGACGCGUCGCUGCUGCUGGACACUGUCCCGGGCAUGCAGUCGGAGAAGGAGUCGCCGCCCAACAACGGCUCGGCGCGCGGGUACGAGGUGGUGGACGCCGCCAAGGCGGCGCUGGAGGACGCCUGCCCCGGCGUCGUCUCCUGCGCCGACAUCCUCGCCAUCGCAUCCGAGAUCUCCGUCGAGCUGUCAGGAGGCCCCAGCUGGGGUGUGCUGCUGGGGAGGCUGGACGGCAAAACGUCAGACUUCAACGGCUCCCUCGACCUGCCGGCGCCCUUCGAGAAUCUCACCGAGCUCCAGAGAAAGUUCAAGGACGUCGGCCUUAACGACGUCGACCUCGUCGCCCUCUCAGGUGCACACACGUUCGGCAGGGUGCAAUGCCAGAACGUCGCCGCCGGCAUGGCCGACCGGCUCUACAACUUCAGCGGCACCAACAUGCCUGACCCGACCCUGGACUCGGCCUACCGGGCGUUCCUGUCCCGGAGGUGCCCGAAGAACGUCAACGGCGAGGUCCUGAAUGACCUGGACCCGACGACGCCGGACACCUUCGACAACCACUACUACACCAACAUCGAGGUCAACCGGGGCUUCCUCAUCUCCGACCAGGAGCUCAAGUCGUCGCCCCAGGCGCAGGGCACCACGGCGCCCAUCGUCGACCGGUUCGCCGGCAGCCAGGACGCCUUCUUCGCGAGCUUCGCGCAGUCCAUGAUCAACAUGGGGAACAUCAGGCCGGUCACGGAUCCGUCACAGGGAGAGGUCCGUACCAACUGCAGGAGGGUCAACUGAAACUGAUCAAAGGAGGAGAGAAAAUGUGAGUUUUUAUAAUUGAUUGAAAACAAGGGCUUCUGGCCAGUUCCUCGAGUGUGCAGUUUACAUAUAUGUCUUGAGGGCGGGGAGUUGUGCUCAGCUCGUGUAUGUUCCCAUCGUGCUCGAUCCUGUCACCAAGUCCCGGGUGGUGUGUCUGCCUGGGAGCACUCCGGACUUCCAAGAUGAUUGUAAUUCGCCUCAUGAUGAAUAAUGCUCUCAAAAAAGUAUGAAAUAAA